This is a messenger RNA of Ambispora gerdemannii, 597 nucleotides long. The record is from the annotation of a GenBank genome assembly. NCBI's taxonomy places the organism in Eukaryota, Fungi, Glomeromycota, Glomeromycetes, Archaeosporales, Ambisporaceae.
AUGACCGAAACAACAGAAAUGAUUGAACCUAAAAAAGAAGCAACAAUAAACAAUAAUGAUAUAAUGAUAUCCGAUACAGAGUUCUUAUCUGUGAAGCUAGAGCACUUGAGCAGCGCUGACGCAAAGAAACGAGUGCACGAGCAUGACGAGGGAGACGCUCAUGAUAACCAAAAAGCGGCGCUAGAAAAGGCAAAAAACUUUGCUCGAGAUAUGCAAGCGGUGUUAUUAAAAUCUGCCGGAAAAAACAGCACUCCACCUCCAAUACCUUCAAUUCUUCUAUCAUCGAAUCCUGGGCUAGCGUCUGGAAUUGAUCCUCGCUCGUUAUCUGUACUAUCGCGAAUUUACGUCGGUUCAAUUAAUUUUGAGCUGACUGAGCAACAUCUACGUGUGGUGUUUGGUCAAUUUGGCGCGAUAAAAAGUGUGAGUAUGUCGUUGGAUCCGAUUACUGGCAAACACAAAGGAUUCUGUUUCAUUGAAUUUGAGACACCCGAGGGCGCGUCGCUUGCUCUAGAUUCGAUGAAUGGCGCGGAAUUGGGAGGACGACAACUAAAAGUUGGACGACCAAAUAAUUAUACGGCUGCGACAGCCGCUGGUUAG